CAUUGGGAAAUGUAAAUGACCCUGAGGCUGAGCAGGAAGCCAGCAUAGAUGAAGCCGAAAAGUGCGUAUUGCAACCUUUCAGAGCAGAGUGAAAACAAAGAGCUCAGCUGCAGUUUUAUAUUCCUGGGACUGGCUUAAACGGAAAUUUCCAGACGCCCAUGCUGAAAAAUGAAAUCACAGCUGAGGUUACUCUAAUACUGUCAGCGAGAUAUUUUUUUCUCACCUCAGUAUGCCUUGGAAAAGUACAGUCGGUGUGUGGAUUGUGAGACAAUGGACUGGCUGAGCAUCGUUAUGAAUAGGCACCACAAGACAACCUAAAGAAGGAGAAGUCCCUGGAGUGGACUAUAAUUUUAUAUCUGUUAAGGAGUUUAUGGAAUUGGAAAAAAGUGGUGCUCUCCUAGAAAGUGGAACAUAUGAAGAUAACUAUUACGGGACCCCUAAACCUCCAGCAGAGCCAGCCGCAUUACAACUGAAUGUGACAGACCAGCUUCUUCCAGGUGCCAGACCCAGUGCUGAAGGGAAACGGAAAAGAAACAAAUCAGUCAGUAACAUGGAGAAGGCAGUUAUUGAUCCACCAGAGGAAGACGAGGAAGAGAGACCUGUUGUAAAUGGAAACGGUGAAAUCAUAACACCAGAAUCUAGUGAACAUGAGGAUAAGAGUACCGAUGCCUCUGGUGACAUCCCUCCACAGCCAUAUGCAACCCCAGUCUACAGUCGUGCCAGUGACUCAUUGGAGGAUGGAGACAAAAGGAAGAUAAUAAAGCCAGAGGAAAAUGAUGAGCUGGGCUCUCUCCCUGAAAAUUGGGAGAUGGCUUACACCGAGAAAGGAGAAGUCUACUUUAUCGAUCACAACUCUAAGACAACAUCAUGGCUAGAUCCUCGGCUAGCAAAAAAGGCAAAGCCUCCGGAAGAGUGUAAGGAAGAUGAGCUUCCAUAUGGCUGGGAGAAGAUUGAUGAUCCCAUUUAUGGCACUUACUAUGUUGACCAUGUAAACAGAAGAACGCAGUUUGAAAAUCCUGUCACAGAAGCAAAGAGAAAGCUAAAGCAGCAUCAAAUGCCCAACGCAGAACUUACUCAUCAACCUAUGCAGGUUCACGGUUUUCGAGUAGAAAGCUCUGCAUCAACAUUACCUAGGCCCAAUCUCGCUCACCACUGCCCUGCGCCUCAGAGGUCUCGCAGUACGAAUGACCUGUCACAGUAUCGGAGUGAAAGUGCUGGAAUGUACAGGCUGUAUGAAAGGCCUCCAUUCACACGUGAUGCAUCUCAGCUAAAGGGAACAUUCCUUAGUACAACUCUAAAGAAAAGCAACAUGGGGUUUGGGUUUACCAUUAUUGGAGGGGAUGAGCCCGACGAGUUCCUGCAGGUGAAGAGCGUUAUUCCUGAUGGACCAGCGGCACAGGAUGGCAAGAUGGAAACAGGUGAUGUAAUUGUCUAUAUUAAUGAUGUCUGCGUUCUUGGACAUACUCAUGCUGAUGUGGUCAAGCUCUUCCAGUCUGUUCCAAUUGGCCAGAGUGUCAGUCUAGUGCUUUGUCGUGGAUACCCCUUACCCUAUGACCCUGAAGACCCUGCCAGCAGUAUUGUCUCUCCAAUUUCAGUAAUGGAUAGGUCUCCAUUCUUAUUGAAUGGAAGAAGUCAUUAUGAUACAUAUGUAGACUUUUUUUCUCAAACCUCACGCCCUGGAGCAGAUAUAACAGACCGGUCCCUACAUUCCUUGCAUGCUAUGUCAGCAGAUGGUCAGCUUGAUGGCUCCUUCCCAACAACUAUUCAUGAUGACAAUGUGUCCAUGGCCUCUUCUGGAGCAACACAGUCUGAACUCAUGACUAUCACUAUUGUGAAAGGAGUACAGGGCUUUGGGUUCACCAUUGCAGACAGUCCAACAGGGCAGAGGGUGAAGCAAAUCCUUGAUGUUCAGGGAUGUCCUGGCUUAUGUGAAGGUGACCUAAUAAUGGAGAUUAAUCAGCAAAAUGUGCAGAAUCUAAGCCAUGCUCAAGUAGUGGAUUUACUCAAAGAGUGUCCAGUUGGCAACGAGACUUCUCUUACCAUCCAGAGAGGAGGUUUUUUCUCACCUUGGAAAAGCCCCAAACCAAUGAUGGAGCGAUGGGAUAAUCAAGGCAGCCCUCAAACAAGUCUGUCUGCCCCAGCAAUACCUCAGACUCUCCCCUUCACAUCCAACCUGCACAGAGCAUCAUUUCCUGAUUCUACCGAUGGCUUUGAUCCAAAUAAACCCGACCCCUAUGAACUGUAUGAAAAAUCAAGAGCAAUUUAUGAAAGUAGACAACAUGGACCUCCAAGGACAGCAAAUCGAAUGGAUCCUUCUGGUCCAGAUUAUAAAGAGCUGGAUGUACAUCUUCGACGACAGGAGUCUGGCUUUGGUUUCAGAAUCCUGGGAGGAGACGAACCUGGACAGCCUAUUCUAAUUGGUGCAAUAAUCACAAUGGGAGCAGCAGACAGAGAUGGACGAUUACGUCCUGGUGAUGAACUGUUAUAUGUUGAUGGAAUCCCAGUAGCAGGCAAGACACACCGGUAUGUGAUUGAUCUUAUGCACAAUGCAGCUCGAACUGGGCAAGUCAAUCUUACUGUACGGAGAAAAGUGCCAUGCAUAGGAGAUCCCUGUCCUGAGAAUGGCAAAAGCCCAGGUUCUGCAUCUACACUGCAUAGUUCUCCCAGAAGUGACUAUGCAGGCUAUACCAACAAUGUCCAAACAGCUCCAAGCAGUAUUUCACCGCAAGAAGGCUCUGCUUCUUCCCAAAAUUUACAAACAAAUGAUGUCAUCAUUCAGCGCAAGGAAAAUGAAGGAUUUGGAUUUGUCAUCAUCAGUUCAUUGAACAGGCCUGAGUCUGGCAGCACAAUAUCUGUACCCCAUAAAAUUGGACGGAUUAUUGAAGGAAGCCCUGCAGAUCGAUGUGGAAAACUGAAAGUGGGUGACAGGAUCUUAGCUGUGAAUAACCAAUCCAUUAUUAGUAUGCCCCAUGCAGAUAUUGUGAAAUUGAUUAAGGAUGCAGGCCUCAGCGUUACACUUCAUAUCAUUCCUCAGGAGGAACUUAACAGUCCAGCAUCAGCACCCAGCUCAGAAAAGCAAAGUCCAUUGGCCCAGCACCACAGUCCAGUAAUCCAUCAGAAUGUAGCCCAACAAAGUCCAGUUACACAACAUAGUCCUGCUGCACACCUACAAGCACCUCAGCCUCUACACUUACAAGGCCACGAUAGCAGUUACAGAUCAGAAGUGAAAGCAAGGCAAGAUGUGAAGCCUGACAUCAGACAACCUCCAUUUACAGACUACAGGCAACCCCCAAUGGACUACAGGCAUCCUCCAGUUACAGACUAUCGGCAGCCACCAACGCUAGAUUACAGGCAACCUCCACUCAUGGACUACAGGCAACAUUCACCUGAUACCAGGCAGUUCCCUUCACCAGAUUAUAGGCAACCCCAGGAUUUCGAUUACUUCACAGUAGAGUUUGAAAAGGGGCCCAAAGGAUUUGGAUUUAGUAUUCGAGGUGGACGAGAGUACAAGAUGGAUUUGUAUGUGUUAAGGCUGGCAGAAGAUGGGCCUGCAAUCAGAAAUGGCCGGAUGAGGGUUGGCGAUCAAAUAAUUGAAAUUAACGGAGAAAGCACAAGGGACAUGACGCAUGCCAAGGCGAUAGAGCUUAUCAAACUAGGAGGAAGACGAGUACGACUCCUACUUAAACGUGGGACAGGACAAGUUCCAGAUUAUGACGAAUCCAGUUCCUGGAGUCCUUCCUCUGCAGCCCCCACAGGUUUACCGGAAGUAGCUGUGCACCCUGAUGACAUGCUGUCACAAUCGUCUUCAUCACAUCUAGCCCUUUCCUCUGACCCCAUUCACCAGCUGUCCACAGAGCCAACAUGGGCGGUCAUGAGGGAACAAGAGAUAGGAAGAACGAGACAUCUUUCAGCAGAAGGACAAAAGCGAUCAGGAGAAAGGAGGGAAAAGUCUACAAGCCCUCAGAAAGUGGACAAAUCAAGGUAUGAAGAUGCUUCCAUAAAUCAACUCUCUGAAGGCAAAAUCAGGAAGAAGGAAGGUGGCAGGACCACCUCAACUGGAAAUGCAACUGGGAGAAAAAAUGCAGUCAGUGCUGGUGUAGGGGAAAACAAAUCUUUUGAGAUCAGUAAUGCAAAACCUGUAGGAUCACAGUCUUCUGUAAUUAGCAGAGGAAGAUCCCCUGGUAGAAAAGACAACCAUAAUGCUGUAAGUACCAACCAGAACAGACCACCAGCUGUUUCUGCAGUUAGCCAUGAAUUACCAAGGGUUACAGGAAGCUAUAGCAGUAGCAACAGCAUCUCUCCUGUGAGUGCCAUAGACCAGAAGAAGAAAGAACCUGGUGGGGAGGCCAGUAAGCUCACCAGUGAAAGUCGUCAUCGUCAUUCAAGUAGCACGGCUUACAGCAAUAACACUAUAGCUCGAAAGGCAACUGUCUCACCUGGGCCAUGGAAGAUUCCUGGGUCUGAUAAGUUGCCUAUUGCACUGAAGUCUGGUACUUCUGCCAUAAGCAAAUGAAGUAUUUUGUUUCUGCAUUUUAACCAUUCACUCUGAAUUAAAAAUAAAGAAAAAAAAAACAUUUCCAAUAUAUCUCACAUUAUUUAAUUUUAUGUUAAAUUAUUUUAAAUGAGAUGCACCACAUCUAUAACUUGAAAAAUUAACUUUUUUCCUUUAUAAUGUGCACAGUGUCUAUUAGGGUCAAUAAGGUGAAGAGUCAGCAUAUGUAAAUCAGAGUCAUAAGUUUCUCUGUAGGAGCUUUGGCAGCUAUGGAAGAACCAAACAUGAUACUUUGGAGAAAGCACAGUGCAGUUUUUACAGUGUUUCCAAUCUACAUUUGAGUAAAUUAUAUGAAGAAUCCCAGUCUUGCUCAAGGUUUACAUCAAAAACUGGGCAAACUAAGACAUUGCAACUGGAAAUUUGCCUUAACCAAACUGCACUAUGAUGUCGGUUGUUGAGCAAAGAUUAUAUAUCUUUAAAUAAAGUUAAGUUGUAAAUAUAUAUAAAUAUAUAUAUAUUAUAUAUAAUAUAUACUGUUCACAACAUAUCUAGAUAGGGGUUAAAUUGAUGAUGAACAGUGACAGAUGAAGUGCUCACUGAGCUGAGUUGCAGUAUUAUCCUGAGGUUAUGCCAUAGGACACUAGUAACUGAUUAUUUGAUAUGAAACUGGAGCUAGAGCGUAUAAACUGGAGUCCUGUGUUUUAACUGGAGCCAUAGUGAUUUAAAAAUAAAAUGUCUGCUGGGAAGCGGAGACCACAUAAGGACAGAAAUGGAUUCCAUGGUAUAAAGUGAAAUUCUACAGGUACCACUGAACUGAAUGCAUGGUGAUGUAUAGUAAUGAAUGUGUGACUUAAUAAUACAAAAAUCAUGACACAUAUUUGCAGCCAGUCAGCUCCUGAUUGGCUUCUUCUAAUGACAAGCUGCAGUCUCCUUUAUUUGUUGACUUUUCUAAGGAAAGUAUAGCCUUUUUUGCUUAUGCUUUCAUAUUAGAAGUUUCACUGUAUAAUACAGUUGAAUAUCGCAUCUUAGUAAAUGGUUAACUGCUGGAUGCAGUGAGAAUAAAUUGCACAUCUCUAUCACCAAUGGACUGUUGAUUUAGAAUUUAGAAUUUACCAUGUGACUGAAUGUUACACAACAGAACAUCUUACAAGUUAAUUUCUCAAAACAGUGCAGAUCUGAAAUUUGGAAAAUCUUACGGUAUGCAUCAUAGCAAUUUUUUUUAUAUGAUGUAUAUGCUGGAAAAUAGUUGCAAUGGUAUUGAGAGCUACAUGUUAAAUGCACUUCAUUUUUUAACUGGUAGAAUUUUAAGAAUGUGAUAAUGUCAAUCUUCUGUAAUUAGCAGAGGAAGUACAUUUCAUGAUCAAAAGAGUAAUUUUUGUAAUACCAGCAUUCGGUACAUGUGCACCAUUAUUAUAUUCUGUUAUAUGAACCAUGUUACUGUAUUUAAGCCUACUGUACUAGGUGCAAUGUAUAUUGUUUCAGUAAUCUGGUAGAAACUGACUACAGAAAAUGAGUGCUGUACUGUAAGCAAAGGAUUCUGCAGCUUUAAUUAAAUACUUUUUUUUAAGAAAGCACAAUAAUUUAAAAUUCUGUACUUAAUAUCUUACUGAACAAAUACAGAUCUUCAGUCUUUAUCCCUGUCUGACAAAUGGCAUAUCAUUUUUUAAAUUUUUUUAUUUUUUAUUUUUGUCAUUCAUUUAUAAUGGAUUUUGAUCAAAGCUUCUGUAAUGUAGUACACGUACCUGUAUUAUUACUCUCUUAUUUCCAUGUGUAAAGAAACCUGAGAUUACAGUUGCAUAAACUCUCAGUUGUACAGAUGAGUUUCUGUCUGUAUGGUAACUGCUUUAAGCAACAGUAAUCAAAAAAUAGCCUGUGAAGAUGGCAUGUCACAAACCCCAUUCCAAAUGCUAUUGCUGUUUAGUGCUAGCUGUGAAUCUACCCUGUACAGCUGUAUCUCUAUAAAUAUGAUUUAAUGUAUUAAUAGUCACAAAAGACUGUAAGUGAACAACUAUUUUUAUGAAAUGCAGCACUAUGGAUAAAUUAACUUUUACAGAAAUCUUGUUUAUUGUAUGAUAUUCUAAAACACUGUCAAAUAAAAUGCAUACCCAAACAUGG
Messenger RNA from Protopterus annectens (West African lungfish), 6607 nucleotides. RefSeq names its product membrane associated guanylate kinase, WW and PDZ domain containing 2 (gene MAGI2). The coding region runs from base 371 to 4513 and encodes 1380 amino acids. The transcript has 22 exons. Gene Ontology annotation, biological process: signal transduction; receptor clustering. The record is from RefSeq and is a predicted model, not a curated record. Gene Ontology annotation, cellular component: dendrite; cytoplasm. Gene Ontology annotation, molecular function: beta-1 adrenergic receptor binding; SMAD binding; signaling receptor complex adaptor activity. NCBI's taxonomy places the organism in Eukaryota, Metazoa, Chordata, Ceratodontiformes, Protopteridae.